Purpureocillium takamizusanense is the source of this 1749-nucleotide messenger RNA. RefSeq names its product 2-dehydropantoate 2-reductase (Ketopantoate reductase) (KPA reductase) (KPR) (gene PAN5). Gene Ontology annotation, molecular function: NADP binding; 2-dehydropantoate 2-reductase activity. The coding region runs from base 1 to 1383 and encodes 460 amino acids. Gene Ontology annotation, cellular component: cytoplasm; mitochondrion. The record is from RefSeq and is a predicted model, not a curated record. NCBI's taxonomy places the organism in Eukaryota, Fungi, Ascomycota, Sordariomycetes, Hypocreales, Ophiocordycipitaceae. The transcript is spliced from 2 exons.
AUGGUGGUGCCCCGGCCACGACAUCCUCUCGUCCGCGCCCUCACCCGUGUCCUCUCUCGACGACACGUCUUGUCCUCCUCCUCCUCCUCCUCUCCCUUCUCCCGCUGCCACCACCUCGCGCGCCACGGCCCUGACCCCCCGCCCAUCACCCUCGUCGUCCACCGCCCGGAGCUCCUCGCCCAGUGGGCCGCCAGCGACGGCGGCAUCGAGAUAACUACGCUCGCCCACAACUCUCCCUCCUCCUCCUCUUCCUCUUCCUCCUCCCAGGUUCAACCGCAACAGCAACAGCAACAGCAACGAGCAGGAGAACAGGAGCAGCAGCAGCAGCACGUCCACCGCAGCAAAGCCCCCUUCGACAUCGAGUUCUGGUCCGACGCGCCCCCGCCCCGCGGCCCCGUCCGCGAGGUUGCCGUCAUUCGGAACCUCUUCAUCGCCACAAAGGCCUCGGCCGCCAUGCCCCAAGCCGACCGCCUCCGCCGCUACCUUGACGCCCGCUCCGCCGUCGCCUUCGCCCAGAACGGCAUGUCCAAGCUCUGGCCCCCACACGGCCCGGCCUACGUCGCCGCCCGCUGGCCCCGCCCCCCCGGCGCCUCCUCCUCCUCUCCCUCCGCCGCCCCGAGCUUCCUCGCCUGCAUCACCGGCCACGGCGUCUACUCCCUCGGCCCCUUUCGCAGCGUCCACGCCUCGCCCGCCGGCGCCACCGUCGGCCCCGUCCUGCUCAACCCCGAUGCCGCCACCACCGCCGCCCAGUACCUCACCAAGUGCAUCGCCUCCGCCCCGGGCCUCGACUGCCGCGCCGUGCCCUCGGCGGAGCUCUGGCUCAUGCAGCUGGAGAAGCUCGUCAUCAACACCUCCAUCAACCCCAUAACCGCCAUCCUGCGCUGCAAGAACGGCGCCCUCUUCGAACCCCGCGCCAGAGGGCUUGCCCGCCUCUUCGACCGCCUCCUGGCCGAGACGAGCGCCGUCCUCCAGGCCCUCGUCGGUCAUCCCAGCACCGCCGCCAUCCUACUGCGCCCCCAGCUGCCCGGAUCUGGAUCUGGAUCCGGAGCCGGAGCCGGAUCCCAGGGCCGUGACGACAGCUCGUCGUCGUCGCCCGACCUCGAGGGCCAACGCGGCGCCCUUCGCGCGCGCUUCUCCCACGCCCGCCUGCGCGACUUCCUCUACGACUACGGAUCCCGUGUCGGCGACAACACGAGCUCCAUGCUGCAGGACGUGCGUGCCGGCAAGCCCACCGAGAUUCGCGACUUCAACGGCUGGAUCGUCGACAUGGCAGACUUCCUCGGCCUGUCCGACGCCGUCCCCACACACAGGGCCCUUGUCGACCUAGUCGAGGUCGCCGCCGCGCUGACCGAGGACGAGCUCGUGCAAAGGCUUGGCGUAUGAUGGUCCAUACUCCCUUUUCUCACAAGUCUUGCAGCUGUGGUACGACAUGGUCAGCCCUGGCUGCACUUGCUUGGCCUCUAGUCAAGUGGCCGGCUGCUUUGAACGGUAAUAUCAAAAAUUGCAUCCCCCGCAAGGCACGAAGCGCCCCCUAGUCCAAUACACAACCCCUCAUGCGUCAUGUCGCGAUUACGGCGCCCCUAGUACGUCCUUACCCUUCUGUUUGGCAUAUUUGGGCCCUCAACUCCGAACCCGGCGAUCGGACCACCAUCCCUGUUCUAUGUACAUUUCUCGCCCCGGUUCCAGACUCCUUCUCUUUGCUGCAACUGCCGCCCUGUUUCGAACCAUUUCGGUGAAGUAGAAAAGGAG